CCAGCUGCUGGCCCAGUCGCCUCUCCCAUGGGGGAGUCCAGCUUCCACUGCCACCCGUCCCCCGAGGGCUGUUGCCUGGAGCUCCACGAAACCAUCGCCAUCCUGGUAGCUUUGAUCGUCCUGGUGCAUCUGGCGCUGAAGCUGGCCGCAGCGGCCUGCUAUUAUUUCUGCUGCCUGCUUGGGACACUCAUUGGAACAAUCUGUGCAAAAGAACCGGAGACGUCAAAGGUGUGCGCCACCCCCAAGACGAGGAGAACCCAGUCCCGACGGCUGGCGGCGCAGUGCUCCGACCUGAACCUCCCUCGCCGGCGCCGGCGAGAAAGCUGUUCGCCGCACCGCCGCUGCCUCCACUGCACCUUGGAGCCACUAAAGGUCACCAUGAACCUGCAGAACGAUCCUUUCCCCUGCAGAGAGCACCGCCUUGGCCGCCGCCCCUGCCCUGACUACCCACCGUGCCACACCCUGCGGUGCUGCACCUGCGACUGCGACCCCCGGCAGCGCCCGCGCACGUCCUCGGCGCCCUCCCGCGUCACCCGCUGCCGGGACGUCGCCUGCGGCUCCUCCGACCCCAUGCUGGCCUCCACUGGCGGCAACGAGCACCGGAACAACAUAGCGGCCAACCCCGAUUACUUCUCGAGGUUGCCGUCGAACGACAACCAGUACCGCUCCGCGCCGGAGGCCGAAUACCCCGGAACGCCGGGGCGCAGGCCUACCAAAGUCUACAUCUAUCCGGUGCACCCCCAAACGCCGCCGGUGAGCCGGUCGGGCAGCCCCGAGAGAAGCUACCGGCGGCGAGGGACAGUCGUGACCACGCCAGAAGAGCAGCCGGUCGAGUACGAGCCUCGGGAAUCCUCCCGACGGAAGUCGCGCGGCGAUCCAGAGCAGCUGCUCAACCCCCCGCUGUCGCCGCCGGCGCCCCGGUUCCACAGCAUGGGCGGCGGCCCUUUGCCAGGGACGGCGUCAACGGAGACCCCCAGCGCCAAACCACGGUAUUCCUGGCCUGAGCCAGCCGCCGUCUCAGACUGGGUGUACCGCCCAGUGAAACAGUAG
Molecule: messenger RNA, 1050 nt
Organism: Zootoca vivipara (common lizard)
Lineage: Eukaryota; Metazoa; Chordata; Lepidosauria; Squamata; Lacertidae
Source: RefSeq, a predicted model, not a curated record